This is a messenger RNA of Eriocheir sinensis (Chinese mitten crab), 1417 nucleotides long. RefSeq lists its product as uncharacterized. The transcript is spliced from 4 exons. The record is from RefSeq and is a predicted model, not a curated record. The coding region runs from base 156 to 1238 and encodes 360 amino acids. Gene Ontology annotation, cellular component: mitochondrion. Gene Ontology annotation, biological process: ribosome disassembly; mitochondrial translational initiation. NCBI's taxonomy places the organism in Eukaryota, Metazoa, Arthropoda, Malacostraca, Decapoda, Varunidae. Gene Ontology annotation, molecular function: ribosome binding; translation initiation factor activity.
AGAUAAUGUUUUGAUGUUACUUCUUGGAGAGCUUUGCCAGAAUCCUAACACGUAUUUUAAGAAUUAAGUCUAAAUGGAAGCCUGAACGUGUUUUUUAAGCCAAAUAACAAGUAUAUAGCAUGUUUAAGGCGUAGGAGUGAAUAUUAAAAGGCAAAAUGGCGAGAACUUUGCAUGUACGAGGUGUGUUGAGGCAGAUAAGGGAUGUGCUGGUGGUUACGAGUGCCCAGAAUUCCUUUUUACCGUCCUCUCUUCCCUCCCUUUCACCUUCCAUUCACUUUAAUUCAUGUCGUCACCUUCAUCUGGCCUCUCGUAAGUCAUGUCACCGUUCCCUAGUUACCUCCAUCCCUCUCCUUCCUUCUCCAUCCCUCCAUCCUUUUCUUCUCUCCUCCCAUACUGUCUCUCCAUUAGCCUUCAAGAUCCCCUCAGCCCAUAUCAGCACCUCGCCCAUAGCCUCCAAAAUCCUCUCAGCCCAUACCAGCUUCUCACCCAUAGCCUCCAAGAUCCCCUCAGCCCAUAUCAGCACCUCGCCCAUAGCCUCCAAAAUCCUCUCAGCCCAUACCAGCUUCUCACCCAUAGCCUCCAAGAUCCCCUCAGCCCAUAUCAGCACCUCACCCUUAGCCUUCAAGAUCAGGAGCAAGAUUGAUGGCGAAGACCUUAACAAGAAGAAGAAGAAGGAGUAUGUGACGUCGUUUAUCACGGUUAUAGAUACUGAAGACAAGGUGUCGAAGAUGGGCUUGCACCAGGCGGAGAAACUGGCCAAACGGCGCGACCUGAAGCUUGUAAAGGUGGAGGACCCGAACCUGACCAAGGGCAGCAAGGAUGUGUACAGACUGCUGACGGGCAAGCAGUUCUUCGAGGAGCAGAUCAAGUCAAAGAAGAGUGAGAAGAAAUCUGCAGUGGGUACUAAGGACGAGAAGAUCUUGGCCAUCGGUGGGAACAUAUCCCAGCAUGACCUGGCCAUCAAGCUGCACAGCGUUACCAAGUGGCUCAGCAAAGGUCACCAGGUCAAAGUCAGCAUUGCCGCAAAAAGAUCUUCAAAGGAGGAUAUGGAAAAGGUGUUCUCCACAAUAGAGGAGGAGAUCAAACAGCACAAAGGUCGGAUUAUGCAGCGCCACGAGAAGCUGGACGACAUUCGGUUUUACAUCGCACCUCCGGUACUGAAAGAGGAGGACAAGGAGGCAGCUCAGGAGGGUCACCAGGCACCAGAUAAGGAGUCCAGGAGUGAUGAGGCAAAGUGAAGGAAGUGAUAAUCUCUACAUCUUCACACUUUAGAGAAUAAUAAGUCCAGUGGUGCGAUAAUGGUACUGUUUACGUAUUAAGGAGAAUAUUGAUGCAUUGGUCUUGAUAUGAUAAUCUCUUGCCUUUCAGCUCACGUACUAUGUAAUGUUAAAUGUACAUAAAGUUUGUUAUUUCUUAA